CGAUUACUCUAUUUCUUUUAAUUAAAAUGCCAUAUGUCAUAUUACUAAUAUAAUUUUAUUUAAAUUUUAUUUAAAAUCCAUUUCCACUCUAAUCUCUUAUAACCUCGUAAAAUUAAUUUGUCGAUCCUCUCAAAUGAGACUCGUUAAUAACACACCUCAUUAAUAACUCGCUCCACUAAUGUCCCUUUAAAUACGAUCAAUUCUUAACCCGUUGGACCGAUCUACCCCGAUAUUGGGGAUUGGGACCAUGAAUAUUGCCAAAACACCUUAUCCAUCUCUAACUCUAAUCACUAGUUCUCUACUAUAUCUUUGCACUUGGGUUGUAUCAAUUUGGGGUUUAUUGAUUUGAUAUUGAUAAUUGAUAAUCAACGAAGAACAUGCCCACCUUAAAUUUGUAUACCAAUGUCCCAGUCGACGCCAUUGUUGCUUCAGAUAUUCUCAAGGAUGCUACCAAAGCUGUUGCUAAAACAAUUGGCAAACCCGAAUCUUAUGUGAUGGUGUUGAUUAAUGGAGGAGUUCCUAUUGCCUUUGCGGGGACGGAAGAAGCUGCUGCUUAUGCUGAAUUAAUCUCCAUUGGAGGUCUUAAUCCUAGCGUUAAUGGCAAAUUGAGUUCGCUUAUUGCCGAAAUUAUUCAAACUAAGCUUUCUAUUGACAGUUCCAGAUUCUACAUCAAAUUUUAUGAUGCUCCGCGCUCUUUCUUCGGAUUCAAUGGUUCUACAUUUUGAGCUGCUCCUAAUUUGGUUGGUACAUUGUGCUGAUACUUGUUCAGCUCUGUGUAUGAUAACUUGCUUGUGUUAUAUGAAAUCCCCCUAAACUAUUUGUAAUUCUUACUUUCUGUGCAAUUUUACUUGUUUUUCCAUACUCCCAUUGGAGAUAUUA
Molecule: messenger RNA, 879 nt
Organism: Amaranthus tricolor (Joseph's coat)
Lineage: Eukaryota; Viridiplantae; Streptophyta; Magnoliopsida; Caryophyllales; Amaranthaceae
Exons: 3
Coding region: 378-725 (115 amino acids)
Molecular function (GO): phenylpyruvate tautomerase activity
Source: RefSeq, a predicted model, not a curated record